AUGAUAUUUUUGAUCCACAGCACAUACAGUGGCAAAGUGUUUCGUGUCACCUUCACAUGCUUGGCCUUGACACUGAUCAUACCUUCACUGGCAGCAGUCUGUCUUCUAGAGAGCCCCAUAGAGCCUCAGACGUUAAUUUUCCAAACUCCUCCUCUAAUGAUGGGUGCCCUAGAGGCAAACCUUAAGCUGAGAAAAGCUGAGCGCCUGUAUGAGGGCCAGUUAGCAGGCCCAGAAUCCAUUGCAAAUAUUGGUGAUGUCCUGUAUACUGGUACUGCUGAUGGGCAGAUUGUGAAAAUCGAAGAUGACAAAGUCCACACCAUUGCAAGACUGGGUACACCUCCCUGUGGAACAAGAGACAAUGAACCAAACUGUGGAAGACCUUUGGGACUUAGAGCUGGCCCUAAUGGAACUCUUUUUGUUGCAGAUGCUUAUCAGGGAAUAUUCAAAGUGAAUUCUGUUACAGGUGAAGUAGAGAGGCUGGUUUCUUCCAGGAUCCCAGUUCAAGGAAAGAAAAUGUCCUUUGUUAAUGACCUCACUGUGACCAGUGAUGGUAGAAAGGUCUACUUUACUGAUUCCAGCAGUAAAUGGCAGAGAAGGGAUUACUCCUUCCUAGUUAUGGAAGGCACAGACGAUGGCCGCUUGCUAGAGUUUGACACCGUGACAAAGGAAGUAAAAGUUUUAAUGGCUGGAUUGCGGUUUCCCAAUGGCGUUCAGCUUUCUCCUGCAGAGGAUUUUGUACUUGUUGCUGAAACCACUAUGGCACGUGUGAGGAGGUAUUAUGUUUCUGGGCUCACCAAAGGUGGUGUAGAUACAUUUGUGGACAACAUGCCUGGAUUCCCAGAUAAUAUUCGCCUUAGUAGUACAGGAGGGUAUUGGGUGGCCAUGUCUGCAGUGAGACUGAACCCUGGAUUUUCCAUGAUGGAUUUCUUAGCUGACAAACCUUGGAUUAAAAAGAUCAUUUUCAAGAUUUUCAGUCAAGAUACUGUGAUGAAGUUUGUUCCAAGAUACAGUCUGGUUGUAGAGCUUGGUGAGAAAGGAUCCUACAAAAGAAGUUUUCACGAUCCCAGUGGUGAGGUGGCUACUUAUAUCAGUGAGGCUCAUGAACAUGAUGGUUAUUUAUACCUGGGAUCUUUCCGGUCUCCUUUUAUCUGUAGACUGAACCUUAAUGAUGUCUGA
Staurois parvus is the source of this 1176-nucleotide messenger RNA. The record is from the annotation of a GenBank genome assembly. NCBI's taxonomy places the organism in Eukaryota, Metazoa, Chordata, Amphibia, Anura, Ranidae.